CCUGAAUGGGGCUAUCCCGAGCCGGGAGAAGAAAGGGGGCGUAUCCUGGAAGAAGGGAGCAGGACGUACCUUGACUCGGGGCUAUGUGGGCCCCGGCGCCUCCAGUUACGGGAUGGGUUAUGUGGACAACAUGGAGGUUUGGGGUGACCCAUGAACAGAGUACCACAGGAGGUGGUUGACUGACUUAAUGGAAGUGGGGUGCAAGGAGCCAGACCGAGCGGUCUGCGGAGUGACGCAGUCCGCCAGCCUGAGGCAUGGGGCGUCCCACCGUCCUGCUCCUGCUCUUGGCUAUCCUGACGCCCGGGGCCGCCUUCCACGUACCGCCGGCCAUGAAGGCCCUCAGCAGCCUGCGCUGGUCAGCCAGUUCCACAUUCCGCCGUACUGUUGCCAAGAAUUACUCGGUUCACUACAUCCAACAGAAGGUUGAUCAUUUUGGAUUUAGUGCUGAUAAAACUUUUAAACAGCGGUACCUAAUAGCUGAUGCGUACUGGAAGAAAAAUGGUGGAUCAAUACUUUUCUACACUGGUAAUGAAGGGGACAUUACCUGGUUUUGUAAUAAUACGGGGUUCAUGUGGGAUGUGGCUGAUCAACUGAAGGCUAUGUUGGUGUUUGCAGAACAUCGAUACUAUGGAGAAUCCCUACCUUUUGGUAACAAAUCAUUCAGGGAUUCCAGACACUUGAAUUUUCUGACAUCAGAACAAGCUCUGGCUGAUUUUGCAGUGUUAAUCAAACACUUGAAAAAAACAAUCCCAGGAGCUAAAAAUCAACCUGUCAUUGCCAUAGGGGGCUCUUACGGUGGCAUGCUUGCAGCCUGGUUCAGGAUGAAAUAUCCUCAUAUAGUGGUUGGAGCUCUUGCAGCCUCCGCCCCCAUUUGGCAUUUUGGUAAUCUGGUACCUUGUGGUGUAUUUAUGGAGAUUGUAACUAAAGAUUUUAAGAGAGGUGGUCCAAAUUGUUCAGAAACCAUCCGUAGCUCCUGGGAUGCUAUUAAUCGAUUCUCAAGAACAGGUGCUGGCUUGCGUUGGCUUUCUGAAGCCCUUGACUUAUGUACCGCAUUAACAAAUGCUCAGGAUGUCCAGCAUUUGAAAGCCUGGCUCUCUGAAACCUGGAUAAAUCUGGCAAUGGUGGACUACCCUUACGAGUGUGACUUUUUACAGCCUUUGCCUGCUUGGCCUAUAAAGGUAGUGUGCCAGUAUUUGAAAAAUCCCAGUGUAUCUGAUGCACAGCUUCUACAGAAUAUUUUCCAAGCUCUGAAUGUGUAUUAUAAUUAUUCAGGCCAGGCGAGUUGCCUGAAUAUAUCAGAGACAACAACUAGCAAUCUGGGAACCCAGGGUUGGAGCUAUCAGGCCUGCACAGAAAUGAUCAUGCCUUUUUGUACUAAUGGUAUUGAUGACAUGUUUGAACCUCACGCAUGGAACUUGAGGGAAUUUUCUGAUGACUGUUUUAAACAGUGGAGUGUAAGACCGAGGCCUGCCUGGAUCAUUACUAUGUAUGGAGGCAAAAACAUCAGUUCACACACGAACAUCAUUUUUAGCAAUGGUGAACUAGACCCCUGGUCAGGAGGUGGAGUAACCAAGGAUAUCACAGACACCUUGGUUGCGAUCACCAUCCCAGAUGGGGCCCAUCAUCUAGAUCUCCGAGCCAGAAAUGCCUUUGAUCCCACGACCGUGAUAUUAGCCCGCUCCUUGGAAGUUAGACACAUGAAGCAGUGGAUCAGAAAUUUCUAUGCCAGUCUGAGAAAGAAGCACUGAACAGUUUUGAUCAUUUUCACUUCUUUUAUGUUAAUUCUACCCAUGUUCCCAUUCACUUUGAUUUUCUACAUGUAAUUACUUUUCCUUGUUUGUCUUUAGAUUUGGUGGGGCGAAGGUUGAGAUAGAAAAGAGGGUGAUGGUGGUGACAGCAGCCUUCCCACAUCCUGGGUCCUCGCCAUCUUCACACAACCUCCAGGAAGAAUCUCUUUGUGACACUUUCCUACACCAUCAGUGGCCCUCAUAACUGGAGCAGAGUUCCUGACUGCCUUUCACAAGAGGGAGAGUCGCUUCCUUUGUUUUUCUGCAAACAGGGCUUUCUCUUGGUUUUGAGUUUUAAGUCUCUUUGGUCCUUUUGUCACUCCCCAACCCUCCCCCCUGAAAAAAAGAAAAGCAGAAAAUAGAUAAAAAUGAUGUAAUUGCAGCUGGUAGGAAGGAUGUCUGAUGCCAAUCCAGGAAAUGGAAGCCAUUUCUUUUGUACUUGAUUUAAUGACUUUGAACUGUGCUGUAAAUAAAGAAUAAGGCUGGACCUUA
Molecule: messenger RNA, 2279 nt
Organism: Mustela lutreola (European mink)
Lineage: Eukaryota; Metazoa; Chordata; Mammalia; Carnivora; Mustelidae
Gene: PRCP
Product: prolylcarboxypeptidase
Exons: 10
Coding region: 255-1748 (497 amino acids)
Biological process (GO): regulation of blood vessel endothelial cell migration; proteolysis; angiogenesis involved in wound healing
Molecular function (GO): serine-type exopeptidase activity; dipeptidyl-peptidase activity
Source: RefSeq, a predicted model, not a curated record